CCCCUGUCCCCGGCCGGACCCCAUGCCCCACGCUCCGCCUGACCUGCCUGUGCUCUGCCGCAGCCCCGGUGGCGCCCCCGGGGCCUGGGUCUACGUGGGCGGAGGCGCCGCCUUGCAGGGCCCGGACUGGCCCCAGCCUUUCACGGUGACCCUGGCGGACGGGACCUUCUGCCCCUUUGCUGAGGAGCCGAGGCCGCUGGAGCUGGCGCUGGAGGGAAUCUCGGCUGAGAGCUUCGUGAACAUCACCCGCAGCCUCUUCCUCCGGGACAUCGUGAGGCCGGGCCCACCGCAAGACGUGUCUGCACAGAGCAAGGGCGGGCGCCUGCACCUGUCCUGGGCCCCCCCAGCCUCCUGGUCCAGCCCACACUCCUACUUCCUGCUGCGCUACCAGCUGGAGUACCAGCACUGGGACGGCACCACGGGUUCCCUCCAGCUGGAGGGGGUGACGGAGACGAGCGUCGAGGGGGAUGUGCGGUGGGUGAAGAUCCGCUGCCAGGACCCCUUGGUGAACUCCACCUGGAGCCCCUGGACCACCUGGCAGAAGGUGUGACGGGGCCUGUCAGAAAUGGGUCUACAGCCCCCUUACCCCCCAGUCUCCGCACAUUGGCACCCUCAACCCAUCCACCCAUCUGCUGUAUUUAACCCAGCCCCUGCUGCCCCCAUCUAACCCUAACACUGGCCAGACACCCCCCCGCCAAGGGGUCUAGGAUUUGGGGCUGCCGACCCCAGAGCCCUGUCCCAUCUUGAUCCCCUGGACAUCACCCCUUCCCACCAGCUGCCACGGCUGGGAUCUGCUCUCCUGAGCACCUACAAUAAACAACAGCUGGUGCCCUGGA
Molecule: messenger RNA, 836 nt
Organism: Trachemys scripta elegans
Lineage: Eukaryota; Metazoa; Chordata; Testudines; Emydidae
Product: interleukin-12 subunit beta-like
Exons: 3
Coding region: 23-550 (175 amino acids)
Molecular function (GO): protein binding
Source: RefSeq, a predicted model, not a curated record